AUGAAAUUUUGGCGCGGUCCCGAUGAAGAGCGUGAUGGAAAAUGGUUGGUUCUGCUUGACUUGCAAACUUGUGCAGGAGAUGGAGCUUCGACAGUUCGGGAUGUGUGUCCAUAUCCAAAUUCAUUCCAUAUUGAUGUGUGGGUUCCAAAAGAAGGUUCUAUCAGGGAAGGAUCUGGAAAACCUGAACUCGAGAAGUUGCGGUGA
Angiostrongylus costaricensis is the source of this 204-nucleotide messenger RNA. The record is from the annotation of a GenBank genome assembly. Lineage: Eukaryota; Metazoa; Nematoda; Chromadorea; Rhabditida; Metastrongylidae.